AUGGCAGCCUCUGUCCUCCUCCCCACAACAGCCCGACUCUCGCACCUCUGUGACGACCCUAUCUACAAAACCGAACGACCUUAUGAGAUUUGGGCCGAUGAUGUCGCUGACAACGUCCCGCGAACCAAUGUCCGGCUCGAGUACAUCCCAGACUGCCCGUUGACUGAUAUACGUACUGUCGAGAACAAGCCAGUGCUAGAAACCUCAGGAUUCGAAUGGAUGAAGCAAGACUUUCCCUUCCAAACUGGGUUGCGCACUGUGGAUGAUGUGGAGAUACAGAUGGAAGAGCAGGGGCCGGUUCUGGAUAACUACUUGUCGACAAUGAGCGAGUUUCUCAAGCAGAGGUUGGGUUGUCAGAAGGUUGUUUGCUGGGAUUGGAGGGUCCGCCGCUCGAAGAGGACGCUCCCUCGCCCCGUACCAAACAUCUACAGUUUGAAGGACGUGGAUGCCACAGAUCUGCGGGCUACAAAGAUCAAUGCCUCGCAUGUUAUCCACGCCGAUGGAUCGCCUGGCUGGGUCCAAAGCAGCGUCCUUAAAAAGGUCAUUGAGGCAGACGAAGCCGCUUUAGUGGAGUCGAAGAAUUACCGCACUAGGGUUCUCACUGUCUGGCGCCCCCUCGUCGACAUCGUGCAAACAGACCCCCUCGUCUGUUGCGACACCCGCACUCUGAGCGAGCAGGAUUACGACGUGAUCCAGAAAGUGAUGAACGAUAGCGUUGAAGAAAGCAUGUACCUGAAGUGGUCGCCCAACCAUCAGUGGUACUGGAUGAGUGACCAGACAAGGGACGACGUUCUUGUCAUGACGGUUUGGGACUCGAAGAGGCCGUUUGAGAGGAGUGCUGCUGUCCCUCAUUGUUCUAUGGUUCUUCCGGAGCAUGUGCCUGAUGCAAAGCCGCGCGAGAGUAUUGAGUUGAGGUUCAUUGUUUGGAAUGAGGAAUGA
Molecule: messenger RNA, 939 nt
Organism: Penicillium vulpinum
Lineage: Eukaryota; Fungi; Ascomycota; Eurotiomycetes; Eurotiales; Aspergillaceae
Exons: 5
Coding region: 1-939 (312 amino acids)
Molecular function (GO): oxidoreductase activity
Source: RefSeq, a predicted model, not a curated record